AUGCAAGGGUUCCAGUUGGCGAUUCUUGGCGCUUAUCGUACUCUUCAAAACCCUUCGCUUUUAAAUCAGAAGUACUACCGCCAGACAUUGAUCGCCAUCCAGGCCUCAUUCGUUAUCCAAGGUCUCAUAUGGUCCCCAAUUCUUGCUCUUCGAGUUUUAGUUAAAAUUGCAGCUGUGUUGACCAAAUCAAGAAGCCUUGACCAUGUGGUGGCAAGUUUGAAGUCUUUCCAGUUCAAUGUGCUCAACAUCUCCAUGUUUAUCGAUGAAGUUCGCCUUACAAAGUAUCCAGAGACUGACCGUGUUUAUCAUGAGAAUCUUGUUUCUCUCAAUACUGAGGAGAAGAUCACUGAUAACCGCCCUACUCUAGAGACUAUCAAGAAAAAAUGGGCCUCCUCUCAGGAAUUUUCAGCCUUCAUGCGUAGACACAUAACCCGGACUCUUAUGGGUGUUGGUGCCUACUUUGUGAGUAAAGUGCCUGUGUUUGGUUCCAUCAUUCUUGGUCUUGUGUCAUUCCUGAACUUAGAUAGUAAGAUAGGCACGGUCAAUGCGGCUGUCAUAUUUGGUGUCCUUCAACUAGUGCCCAAGAGGUGGGCCGUCCUCUUCCUUACAACGUAUUGGGGCUCUCGAAGCAUGGUCCAAGACCUUUUGGCUCCAUACUUCUCUCGUGUGAGAUUCACCAAGUCAGAGAAGGACCAAUGGAUAAGGUCAAGAGAGGGUAUCCUUUUUGGCUUCGGGUUAUGCCAUUUCCUUCUCAUCCGCAGAUUGCCUUGGGUCGGUCUACUACUUUAUGGCUUCGCUGAAUCCUCUGUUGCAUAUCUCGUCACGAAGAUCACUGACCCACCUCCAAAGCAGGUGAGCCAGCUCAGCUAG
This is a messenger RNA of Candidozyma haemuli, 870 nucleotides long. RefSeq lists its product as uncharacterized. The coding region runs from base 1 to 870 and encodes 289 amino acids. The record is from RefSeq and is a predicted model, not a curated record. The transcript has 4 exons. NCBI's taxonomy places the organism in Eukaryota, Fungi, Ascomycota, Pichiomycetes, Serinales, Metschnikowiaceae.